Messenger RNA from Tachysurus fulvidraco (yellow catfish), 2807 nucleotides. RefSeq names its product grainyhead-like transcription factor 2b (gene grhl2b). The record is from RefSeq and is a predicted model, not a curated record. The transcript is spliced from 16 exons. Gene Ontology annotation, biological process: neural tube development; brain development; regulation of transcription by RNA polymerase II. Bases 189 to 1955 code for a protein of 588 amino acids. Lineage: Eukaryota; Metazoa; Chordata; Actinopteri; Siluriformes; Bagridae. Gene Ontology annotation, molecular function: RNA polymerase II cis-regulatory region sequence-specific DNA binding; DNA-binding transcription activator activity, RNA polymerase II-specific. Gene Ontology annotation, cellular component: nucleus.
CUGUAAGGUAGGCAGGGCAGGAUUUACCUGUAGACCAGGUUUGUGCUCCUCUCUCUCUCUCUCCCUCUCUCCUUGUCUGUGUGUGCGUGUGUGUGUGUGUGUGUGUGUGUGUGUGUAUGUGUGAGUCUGCACCGACCUGAAAGUCCAGUUCCUCCAGGAUUAUCGCCGAGGAGGCCAAAAACAUCACCAUGUCACAGGACUCAGACAACAGUAAGAGGCUGCUGGUGGUGGUCCCUAAUGAUUCUCUACAUGGACGUCGCUCGUACACCAGUGAGGAUGAGGCGUGGAGGUCGUACCUGGAGAAUCCGCUCACCGCCGCCACUAAAGCCAUGAUGAGCAUCAACGGAGACGAGGACAGCGCCGCCGCCCUGGGACUGCUGUAUGAGUACUACAAGGUUCCUAAAGAUAAGAGGGUGCUGCCUGUGAGCAAAGUGUCGGAGGAUCAGGAAAAAAGCAGUGAGUCUGACCCCCCAUCAGUAGAUAACCACGUCCAGGUGUUGAAGUCUGUUCCAGUGAAUCUGUCUGUCAGUGCCGAGCCUCAUGACUCUGUGAAACGGGACGCUUUUAGUGAUGGUGGCCACGUUGCCACGGUGAAGGCGGAGGUGUACGCCCCUGGCUUCAUCAAUUCUGCCCUACAGUACCGUCACGAGGGUGAGGAGCAGGCGAGGGUGGUGUAUGAACAGAACUCACACACGCUGAGCGAUGAGCAUGCAGAAUACAGGAAAGACACCCAGCGCAGCAGCCCUGACAGCACGUACGACGAUGAGGACGGCGCCACUGAGAAAUAUCGUCCCUCAUCUCUCGGAACCAAUGAGUUUCUCUUCAACCAGUCAAACCUAGACACGUUCCAGUACUCUCUGGACGCCAGCAUGUCCCUGAGACAGAAACAGGGCGAGGGGCCGAUGAGUUAUCUAAAUAAAGGACAGUUUUACGCCGUGACGCUGAACGAGACGAGCAGUAACAAACGCCUGAGACAUCCUAUCAGUAAAGUGCGGAGUGUCGUCAUGGUGGUGUUUAGUGAAGAUAAGAACCGAGAUGAGCAGCUGAAGUACUGGAGAUACUGGCACUCUCGCCAGCACACGGCUAAGCAGCGGGUCCUCGACAUCGCCGAUUACAAAGAGAGCUUCAACACGAUCGGGAACAUCGAGGAGAUCGCCUACAACGCCGUGUCCUUCACAUGGGACGUCAACGAGGAGGCAAAGAUCUUCAUCACAGUGAACUGCCUGAGCACAGACUUCUCCUCUCAGAAGGGAGUGAAGGGUCUGCCGCUGAUGAUCCAGAUUGACACGUACAGCUACAACAACCGCAGUAACAAACCACUGCACAGAGCUUACUGUCAGAUCAAAGUGUUCUGUGACAAGGGAGCGGAGAGGAAGAUCCGGGAUGAGGAGAGGAAGCAGAACCGCAAGAAACCCAAAGGGAAAGAUGCGGGUUCCGGAGCGGUCACUCUGCCCAAAAAGGGUGACGCCACGUUGUUCAGGACGAUGACGGACCUUGACGCUCAGCCCGUUCUCUUCAUCCCUGAUGUUCACUUCGGAAAUCUACAGAGAGCCGCACAGGUUUUUGCCUUUAACACGGAGGAGAUCGAGAGAGAAGGGAGUGUGUUAGUAAAGAGGAUGUUCCGCUCAGCAGAGGAUGACUGCUGUCCUUCGCCUCAUAAACAGCUCAGAGAAGAACCACAGAAACGAGUGCUCCUGUAUGUCAGGAAGGAGUAUGACGAGGUGUUUGAUGCUCUGAUGCUGCGCUCGCCGACGCUCCGAGGCCUCAUGGACGCACUCUCAGAGAAAUACAGCAUGCCUGUGGAGAGGAUCGCUAAAGUCUAUAAAAAGAGCAAGAAAGGGAUCCUGGUGAACAUGGACGACAACAUCAUCGAGCAUUACUCCAACGAGGACACCUUCAUCCUGAGUAUCGAGAGCUACGGCGACGCCUUCAAAAUCACCCUGACUGAGAUUUAGAUGCGUUUGCUUUUGGGAAGAUGAAGAUGUGAAGCCUUCUUUCCAACAUGGUGCUGAGUUCAACAGCUGCACCGUCAACCCAUAACUCUAAUCAGGUCCAAGCGAAGCGGCGUCUCACGAAGCCGACGUUCUACACACACACAGAGAGACGAGUCGCCCGGAGAGUCACGUGACUCCUGAAUCACCUCCGGUCACGGCGCUAACAGGAAGUUCUCCUGUGUGUAAUAAUGUGAUGUUACUUUUAUAAAUGUUAAUUCAGGAUGUUACAGAGCUGAAAAAUCAGACGUGUGAACAUUUAAGGUCCAGAAACUUUUCUUUAACGUAUCAUUUCACAGCCUCGUUAUUCACAACCUGUGCACAUUUGAAACAUUUCAGACGAACUCGACUUUAAGCUCCUAUCUGCUUCUCUUUACUGUUAGAUUUAGAAAUAGAAUUAAAGGAAAAAUUCAGGAAAUCAAAAUAAAUCCGUGUCUAAAAUAUCUGUGCUGCAACAUCAGAGUGUUUUUCUUAUUCUUAACAAUAUUAAAAUCCAAAAUUAUAUAACAAGCUGAAAAGUAGAACAUGUUUAAACGACGCAAACCGAUCGCUCCGUUAGAGGAAAAUGACGACGUGAUCAAAUUUAAGGCUGAAUUUUAUUAAAAUAAACAAAUAAAUAAACAAAUAAAUAAAGAAACAGAUAAGUAAAUAAAUAAUAGUGCUGUUUGAUGCUACAGAACUGUGCUGUGUUUCCUCUCUCACCUCGUCCAUGUUUCAACACUCCGGUCUGAUGGGUUUCAUUAAUAUAUGUAUAAUUAUUAUUUUGUGCCAUGUACAGUUUUUUAUUAUGUUUAUAAGUUUGUGUAAUGAUUUUUU